AAGUACUGCUUAGUGAUGUCUCUGUCCGCCCUACCGGAAUGGAAACUUCUUCUACUGGAGCGAAAGAGAAGAGAGGAAGAGAAGAAAGAGAGAAGAGAGAGAGAGGAGGAGGAGAGGUUGGCAAGCAUGCCUGCCUGGAAGCGAGGGCUCAUCCAGAGAAGGAGGGCGAAGCAGGAUGAAGAGAGAGAGAGGGAGAGAGACAGAGAGGGAGGACAACUUACAUCAGAUGUCCUGGGAAUCACAGAGGACAUUGUGACCGAGCAGCUGGACAAUAAGCUUACAUUCCAUCUCCAGACUGACCCUGGGUCCAUAGUGCAAAAUCAGGUAUCAAAAGAAACCAUCAGCCCCAUCCGACAUAACCCCUUCAUCCGCUCUGAGAACAGCUGGAGGAGGGACAACAGGAAAGAAGUAAUCACAGAUGAAGAAAAUUAUAAUAAAAAGGCAACUAAUAACAUGGGGAGAGAAAGAAAUAGGGAAACAGAGAAAGAAGGAGGUAGAUGUCAGGAGAGGGAGUUUUGGAGAGGAAGAGAAAAAGAGAUGUGGGUGGAGAAGACAGGAAAUAAAAGUGAAGGAAGAGUAAGUACUGGGAGAGAACAGGUAAAAGAAAGCAAAGAGGUAGAUGGUAGCAUGUCUCUCUUUCCACCAGUCACAGGUCUUUGCACUAUCAAUGCAGACAACAUUAUUAUCAUUGAGAAAGACAAAAAUGAUGGGGAAAGACUGGAGAAGCAGGAGAACACUAGAGAGAAGGAAGUGCAAGAGGAAGAGAAGAGGUUGAGGAUGGAUUUGAGGGAGUUUCUGGCUGGUGGAGGAAGCGUGACCGAGAUUAGGGCAUCAGAAGUUCUGAUUAUUAAACCACCCAUUACAGAUGGGAAAAAAGGAGAAGACGUUACUGUGAUGCAAGAGAGAGGGAGCAGCGAAAAACUCAUAGUAGGGAGUGAGAGAAAUAGAGGGAGACAGAGCAUAUGGACAAAAGAGAUAAAUCAAGUUCCAGCUUGUGAGACCUUGACAUCAAGGACAGUCAUUCAAAGAGCUGAGAGAAUCCCGAACAAUAAGAAUAGAGAAGCUGCAGAGUGUAGUGGUCGAGUCACUCAGCUCCUUAGUAAGUUCGGGGAACACCCCAAACCCCCAAUGCGGUCCAAGAGCACGGACUGCUUUAACCGGCCAGGCAAGAACCGGGCCAGAUACAGCACAGGAGACCUGUUUGUGCAAGAGAAGCAGAGUAAAGAGGAAGAGGAGACAAGGCCGACAUUCAGAGGAGUUCCCAAACGUUCCUUCAGCUUCUCUGACUGUGUAGUGUGCCACCAGGAGAAUGGAGAAUGUGAGGAGGAGCAGGAGUUUAAGGUGGUGGAGAGGACGUACUCUGACCGCAGGUUCAAACCACAUGUGAUGGUAACGAGCACCGAACAAGCAGAGAGUGAACCAAGAGUCACAAUACGAUGGGGGCGGCCCAAAAAUGAAGAACAGGAGGUGUUGCAUGUAAAAACACACAGAGAGAGAAGGGUGAAAAAAAAAAGGAAUGACUCUGUUUGUGGAAAUAUGGAGGAACAGAUGUCAAGUGCAGACAGACAAGAGGGCUUCACUGUGGCCUCCAUCGAAAACCCAGAGGGCAUCAUGUUUGCUUGUCAAAUUCCUUUCAAAGAGGACAGGGAAAGAAGCUUAGAAAGAGAGAGCAAGAGAGUGAGAGAGGGAAAUGAGAGUGAAAUACAGAGAGACAAAAGGAAAGAGAAUGAGGUAGAGGGAGUGGAAUGGCAGACAUGCAAACUGACAGAAUUACAAACUGAGGCAAAAGCAAAAUCCAAGAGGAAGUGGAAUCAGGAGCAGGUAACUGUGGCCUCAGAACAAUUCCAUGGUGCAUUUAUUCCACUUGCAGAUGACAGCACAAAUUACAACACAACCAUAGAUUACUCUACAGACACCCAAUACCAAGAAGUCACCACUUUCUCUGUGGACUCCAGUAUGCUGUCUUCAGGUUAUUGUGGACAAAAACAACUCUCAGCCCAAGCCGUUCUCUCCUUGCACACAGAUGAUCUGCUGCGUAAAAUAGGACACAUCCAGAUGGACAGAGAUCUCAAGAGGUCAAGGCAGAAUUUGUCACCUGGAGACACAGAUAUAAUCUCUAGUGAAAUAAAUGAAAAUCUGAACACUUGUCGCACUCAAAAAGAGCAUCAGCUGUAUCAGAAUGUAUCAAAACAAGCCCCUGAGGAAAGUAAUUUUACCUCCCAGGCCACUCAACAGAUUCAGAGCAAAUCCUGCACCCAGGAGGAAGUCACUAUCCCUAGGACAGUGUUUUAUGGAGUAGAUGUAUCAUCAGAAAGGAGGUUGAGUCACCCUGCUGAAGAUGGACAGAUUGCAGGUGGAGGAGGAGUGGAGAGGAGAGGGAGCUGGAAGGCUGGGCGACCUCUGACCCGAGUGGAGUCUCUGAAAGAGAGAAUCCGCCAGCAAGAGGAGGAGAGGCAAAGAAGUAGAGAGGCAGAGGAAAGAGAGAGGAAAAAGGCUGAAGUGAUGGACUGCAGAGAAGAGGACAGGACAGAAGUAGAAGGAACUGUGAGAGAAGUGACACAGAAUCGACAGAAAGAAAACACAUUACAGACUCUCAGAUUGUUUGACGUCACACAGGAAGUUAGCGUGGCAAAGUCAAGCCCUCAACUUCCUGUUCCUGUUUCUCUGUUGCAAUCAGCCUCGAAAGAAAGAGAAGUCAGGGAGAUCUCCAGAGACGUAUCUGAGCGUGACAUUUACCCCAUAGAAACAGGGAGAGAGACAGCACACCAUGUAGAGUGUGGAACAUUUGGCAUUUGGAGAAGACAGAAAAUUGACAGAGAAGACGAAAGAGAGAGAGAGGAAGAGUUGUUAGAAAAAGACUAUCUUCCUCCCUCUCUCUCUCCCUCCCCACCUCUUUCAGACUUACUAGACACCAUGAGUCGGAUCUAUAACCUCAAGACAGUGGGCUCUAGGAAUGCAGUGUGUAUCAGCGAACGGACCACUGAUAUUCCAACACACAGUGGUAAGAUACAGGGGCAAUACAACCCCAUUGGACACACACCAUCUCUGGACAUUCUGCCAGAAACUGCCAAACUGUGGAAUCAUGAGAUGGUCAAAGAUGGUGACACAACUGAGACAGUGGAUUUGACAGAUGUUCAAAUGGUACAGUGUCAUGUGGAACGGCUACAGCUUAAGGAAAAGGAAGCAGAAUAUGUUUCCCGCAACAUCGGAAAGGCACAAUCGAGCGUUCAGAGCAGUCUGGCCACAGAACAGGAGAUUAGAAGGCCCGAAGGUCAGAAGAGACCAGAUAUUCUCAGAGAGACACAAAAAUCACAAACCCCUACAAGCCCCAGAUUUCCACAAGCCCAACAGAAAAUCCAGAAGUCUCAUUCCAAACCUCAGCAGCUCAGGUCAUUCACAGUCAAUGCCCAGAACACACAAUCAAAAGAAAAUUCUCUAAAGCCCUCAGGACAAGGCAACGGUCCUCUAUCAUCUUCCAUCUCCUGCACCCCAUCUCCAUCCCCCUCUCCACCUCUCUUUUCCAUCAGGAGUGCCUCAGGUGGUCCAGGAAAGAGAGGAACUACCAUCACAAUUACCCCCAGGAGACCUGGAGGAGCAUCCCCUUCUGGAGGGACCCCCUCUCCCUCCAGAGCAGAGCCCCAGGGCCAAGCACACAAACCAACCUCCAGUGGCACCAAAGAAGCAGGGAAAAAGAGGUAUCCCACAGCAGAAGAGAUUGAGGUGAUUGGAGGGUACCAGAACCUCGAGCGGUCGUGUUUGGUAAAGAGCAGAGGGACACCGAAAGCUGUGAAGGUGUGUUUCGAUGACACUCAGCUGGAGAAAGUUUGUGAGUACCCUUCAGAGGACUGUGUGCUUGCAUCCCUCCCCUGCUCUCCUCAUCCAGGUCCAGAAGACAGGAGGGAAGAGGCCGAGGGACAGGAGGAAGAUGAUGAUGAGGAGAGCGGAGCGUUUGUGUCCCAGAGUGGCAUGAGUGUGUGCACAGGAAGGGUUAGAUUUCUUAAAGUGGAUGAAUCCUGCAAACGUUAGCUGUCUGUCUGCAUGAUGAACAAUGGUAACUUUUAGUUUUUAAAUUAGUUUUUAUUUAGUUCUGCUUUUCAUGACAGGGGAUAGAGAGACUUGACAAGAAAUGCUCUUGAAAGCAUCUUUAAUUUGUUCACACAUUUACAGAACAGAAAAA
Messenger RNA from Myxocyprinus asiaticus (Chinese sucker), 4177 nucleotides. RefSeq names its product protein phosphatase 1, regulatory subunit 18 (gene ppp1r18). The transcript has 3 exons. Lineage: Eukaryota; Metazoa; Chordata; Actinopteri; Cypriniformes; Catostomidae. The record is from RefSeq and is a predicted model, not a curated record. Bases 16 to 4026 code for a protein of 1336 amino acids. Gene Ontology annotation, molecular function: phosphatase binding.